This is a messenger RNA of Priapulus caudatus, 1419 nucleotides long. RefSeq names its product prostaglandin E synthase 2-like. NCBI's taxonomy places the organism in Eukaryota, Metazoa, Priapulida, Priapulimorpha, Priapulimorphida, Priapulidae. Gene Ontology annotation, cellular component: mitochondrion. The record is from RefSeq and is a predicted model, not a curated record. Gene Ontology annotation, molecular function: prostaglandin-E synthase activity.
AUGGCUUCUACUUGGGAGUGUGGUUGCAGGAGCCGGAGUAGGAGCAGUUGUCCAAAUCAUGAUCGCACCAUCAUUCACAUGGAAUGGUACGCGCGCACAGCUGAAGCCAGAAGAAGUGUCCACGCGUCCUGCUAUAACGCCAUCCCGACAGCACAGUGGCAAUUCUGGCCUGAACUGACGCUUUAUCAGUACCAGACAUGUCCAUUUGCUGCAAGGUGGCGGGCCUUUCUUACUAUCACGGAUUUUGCUACGCAUGUGGUAGAGGUCAACCCAGUCCUGCGAAAGGAGAUAAAGUGGUCCAGCUACCGCAAAGUCCCGAUAUUGGUCUGCGAGUCUAAUGGAAUAAGGAACAGCAUUUCCGAGACUCUGCCACUCAUCAUCAGCAUCAUGAAGACGUUCCUCGCUGUUAGCGGACGCGAGCUCAGCUUUGACGAGAUGCUUGGCUACUAUCCGACGGCGACGCAGCUGAACCGAUACGCUGUGAUGUACGGAGAAUCUCACAGACACAAGGACACGAGACAAGAGGAGAAGAAGUGGCGUGAGUGGGCAGACAAUACUCUCGUACACUACUUGUCGCCAAACGUCUACCGAACAUCCGGCGAGGCGCUGCAGGCUUUCCGCUACUUCUCCGACGUCGGAGAGUGGGAGCGACUGUUUCCUGCCUGGGAGCGCUACCUGGUGAUCUACGUUGGUGCAGCAGCCAUGUUUCUAGUUGGAAAAAGAUUAAAGAAAAAGUACAAUAUGAAGGAAGAUGUGAGAGAGACGCUGUAUGAUGCCUGUAGACACUGGACAAAACACGUGGGCAAACAGCGAACAUUCAUGGGUGGCGAUAAGCCAAACCUAGCAGAUCUGGCUGUGUACGGAAUUCUGAACUCCAUCGAGGGCUGCGAGGCAUUCCAGGAUGUUCUCACGAACACGAAGAUUGGAGACUGGUACUACAACACGCAGCAGGCCGUGAAGCUGCAUGUGGGCAGUGAGUUGCUCGCUGAACACUGCUACGACCGCUACUUCAAACGCAAGGCAAACUAGCAUUGGAACGGCUUAUGGCAGUCAUCUAUGAUGUGUGACGACAAGGUCAUGCAAACGUCUGGUGCGGGAUGAUCUCACCCGUUCAUAUUGUUCUUAGGAAAUGGCGGAUUUUAUGGUCAAAGUGCCAUGAAAUGCGAUAUCUUAGUAGUCUGCAGUUGGUCACCUAGUUCUUGUGAUAACGUUAAAGGUGGAUUUUAUUAUACACAAGGUAUAGCAAAUGCAUGAACGUAUGAGAGACUGUAGCGCGGACAGCUACGUAAGCAAUGGUUUCGUGAAUUAGUGAGUGCUCUCAUCUAGUCGCCUGUCCAUUAUUGCUAAGCACAUUUACGUAUUGCUGUUUUUGCGGUAGUCAUGAAGAAUAAAAGUGAAUUUCUAGUUCAAUUCCAGUAA